GCACGCAGCAUGCUCUAAACGUCACAUGUCAGCUGAGCAGUCAUAUGACCAAUUUCAAGCACGGAACUGGUAGUGGUAUUUACCGAAGAGAGGACAACAAAUAAGCAGACUAAUUGUGUACGACCUUUAAGAUGUUCAAUGUGCAGUUGUUGUAAAUGUCCUGACGGUGUCUUGCAACAAACCGAAGAUGUCACCAGGUGUCCGACUGUUUUUGUCCGUAGUAGGCAUAUGCUGUAUGGUUGUUUUAAGUGACUCAAGCGUUCUCCUCACUGUUCCAGGAACAGUAGAUUUAGAGCAGGGCUCAUCUAAGAACAUUACUAUUGACUCAAGUGCCUCGCUGAAUGUCACUGUUGCUAUCCUUUUCAACAUCACCUAUGCAUCACAGAAUUAUACUGCAAUUAUUGGACUUCCCAGACAGGUUUUUCUUCCAGCUGAAAUUACCUCCACUCAGUUUGAGGUCCUGGCAAAAGAUGUAGGUCAAGUUACUGCUUACUUAUACAGCAACAGUACAGAAAUAUCCAGUCUUACAUCGAGGAUCAGAUUUCUGGUGGUCAGAAGUAACAUUCUUGCAAUAAUUGAUCAAGUUAUUGGUUGGAUCUACUUUGUGGCGUGGUCUAUUUCAUUCUAUCCUCAGGCAUAUGAAAAUUGGAAACGGAAGAGUCUGUUUGUGCAUUCCCUUGAUAGUGUUGUGGGCCUGAACUUUGAUUUCCUCGCACUCAACCUAACUGGAUUCUUUGCCUAUAGUGUCUUCAAUGUGGGCCUUUUCUGGGUACCCUACAUUAAGGAAGAGUUCUUGAAAAAGGAUCCAAAUGGAGUGAACCCUGUGGAUGCCAAUGAUGUGUUUUUCAGCCUUCAUGCAGUGCUGCUGUGCCUGGUGUAUGUCUGCCAGAGCGUUAUGUAUGAGAGAGAAGGGCAGAAAGUGUCAAAGGUGGCCAUGGUCUUACUAGCGGUGGGCUGGAUGUUUGUGCUGGUUUCCCUCUUUGUGGCCAUCGCUGGAAAGAUUACUUGGCUGGAUUACCUGUACUACUUCUCCUACAUUAAACUGGCUGUCACUUUGGUCAAGUACAUCCCUCAGGUCUACAUGAACUACCAGAGAAAGAGCACAGAAGGCUGGAGCAUUGGCAAUGUGCUGCUCGAUUUUACUGGAGGCAGUUUCAGCAUCAUUCAGAUGUUCCUGCAGUCUUAUAAUAAUGAUAAAUGGAGACUAAUUUUUGGAGAUCCCACAAAGUUUGGCUUGGGUUUGUUCUCCAUAUUUUUUGAUGUGAUCUUUAUACUUCAGCACUAUUGUUUAUACCGGAAACCAGGGUCCCCGUAUCAAAUUAUGCAAGACGAAGAGUAGGAGUGAAUGUGAACUUAACUGCUUUAUACCACAAAGGCCUUGUCAUGUUUGGUUAGUUUGAUAGUUUAAAGUUAUUUGAACUCUAAUUUAAACUCCAGUCUAAUCUUAAGGGAUCAGAAACAUCAUGAAUAUUCUUUUUGCUGUCUCAGUUAUUGUACCCACUUAUAUACAUUUUCAGGUAAAUGAGAACAUGCUAUCGGCAUUUGGACCAAAUAGCCUACACAGAUUUGACUUGAUUUUCAUUGAAAUUUAAACAAUGAUUCACAUAUCAAAUUCUAGUUUUGUAGGGUUUUUUGUUUCUUUUGAUUAAUAUUUUAUUUUUUGAAUUAAAGGGAAAUAAAAGGGAACAUUUUAUAUUUUUGAGCAUGUUCUAAAAAAAAAUCCUUGGAAAUGCAUGCAAGCCAGAAGUCAAGACUGCUCAUCACCCUCUGUGUUGGCUGGAGCAUAGCAUUUUGAACGGUUACAGUUGUUUAAUAAUGUCAAUUUAGAUAAGAAUGGACUUGAAUACACCUGUCUUUGCUCCCUGAUAUCUUUGAGAUUUUAAACACUCCUAGGUUUGGCCUAUUCUGUCUUUGCUUGGUCUGUAGCCUUGGAAACAUAUCAUCCUAAAUGCAAAUUACACCUGUCUACAAAGAAGCAUUUUUAUAAUAUGGUCUUCUUUACUGAAUACUGUGUUACACAGGUAAUUGUUGUUACUGUUACCGUUAAACAGGUAAUUGCUCUUAUUUUAUGGUAUUACCAGUUAAUUUUAAAAAAGUCCUUCACUUUUGGUUUUGAAAGACAAUAAUUAAAUCAUUCUCUAUUUUACCUUUAUAAAAAUGCAACCCACUCAAUUUGUGUAUACCGGAAUACUAUGAAUGUAUGAUGUAAGAUUAAAUGUAUGAAAUAAAGUUUUUACUA
This is a messenger RNA of Alosa sapidissima (American shad), 2239 nucleotides long. RefSeq names its product cystinosin, lysosomal cystine transporter (gene ctns). Gene Ontology annotation, molecular function: L-cystine transmembrane transporter activity. The transcript is spliced from 12 exons. Gene Ontology annotation, cellular component: lysosomal membrane. Gene Ontology annotation, biological process: L-cystine transport. The record is from RefSeq and is a predicted model, not a curated record. Bases 188 to 1339 code for a protein of 383 amino acids. NCBI's taxonomy places the organism in Eukaryota, Metazoa, Chordata, Actinopteri, Clupeiformes, Clupeidae.